Messenger RNA from Portunus trituberculatus (swimming crab), 760 nucleotides. RefSeq names its product 60S ribosomal protein L9-like (gene RpL9). The transcript has 5 exons. Gene Ontology annotation, cellular component: ribosome; cytosolic large ribosomal subunit. Lineage: Eukaryota; Metazoa; Arthropoda; Malacostraca; Decapoda; Portunidae. Bases 167 to 745 code for a protein of 192 amino acids. The record is from RefSeq and is a predicted model, not a curated record. Gene Ontology annotation, biological process: cytoplasmic translation. Gene Ontology annotation, molecular function: rRNA binding; structural constituent of ribosome.
UGUAUUAUCUGUAAAUAUUUGGGUCAUCCGAGUGUGGAGCUUAUACUGGAUGCCUGCAACCAACAAUACAGUCAGUGAACUACGUUAAAUACCUACACAGGAGACGCCCAGACGUACAGAAGGAAUAAGACUUGCUUGAUAAAAGUGACUACCAGGAGGUUGCACCAUGAAGACCAUCAUCACCUCCCAGUCCAUCACCAUUCCUAAGAAUGUGUCGGUCAAGGUGGCCAAGCGGGUGGUCAUUGUUAAGGGCCCCAGGGGCACCCUCCGACGCUCCUUCAAGGACAUGAAGCUCGACAUGAAGACCAAGAAGGUGAAGAAGGGCACCAUUGUCACCGUCAACAAAUGGUUCGGCAACCGCAAGGAGGUGGCAGCUGUCCGCACUGUGUGCUCCCAUAUCUCCAACAUGGUGACUGGUGUGACUGUGGGCUUCAGGUACAAGAUGCGUGCUGUGUAUGCUCAUUUCCCCAUCAACUGUGUCAUCUCCAAUAACAACAAGACCGUGGAGAUCCGUAACUUCCUCGGUGAGAAGUACAUCCGCAAGGUUGAGAUGGCUUCUGGUGUCACCAUCGCUGCUUCCUCCAAGAUGAAGGACGAGUUUGUCAUUGAGGGCAAUGAUGUGGAGGCUGUGUCUCAGACGUCUGCACGCAUCCAGCAGAGUACGACUGUCAAGAGGAAGGAUAUCCGUAAAUUCUUGGAUGGUGUGUAUGUGUCUGAGAAGGGCAAUGUAGUUGAAGAAGAGUAAAGGAUACCUGCUGUA